AGUAAAACAGCAGCAAGAGGAUUAUUGUCUGGCUUGACGACAUCUGACAGAUUGUCUGCUAGGAUUGCUGAAUUGGAGGCUGAGUUAAAAGCUGCUAAAACUAACCAGGGGAAUGCGGAGGUCAGGUCCAGUUCUUCAGGUUUGGGCUCUCUCGGGGUGUAUCGUCAACAUGUUUGUGCUGCCUGCUUGAAGCCAAGUUACGCUUGUGUGACAUUAGAGGGGAGCAGCGUGGAUCCAGAAGACUACAUCGGUCUCUUCCCAGAAUCCUCAUCAUCUUCUAGUGCAAGGUUGUUGAGCAGCUCCAAGUCGAACUCUGGUACUCAUUCCCACGGGCCUGCGGUGUCCGAGGUUUCGUCAUUUGUCAGCGAGAAGGCAAGAGGCAAAGAGUAUGCCCCUCCUAAUAUGCUCGUAUCCAGCACGGCCGCACCAGCCCCGCCUCCCCCUCCCCCUCCUCCCCCACCCCCACCCCCACCCUAUUUUAUGCCUGUGAUUCGAAGGUUGAAGACAGAUGUUCAGACAAAGGAUCAGGUCAUGAAGAAAAUGAGGGCGGUCGGCGGGACUCUGUUGCCUGAGGUCACUGUUGAGGCUCUGAGGAGCGUGAAGCUGAAGAGGACAGGCGGCCCCGACCUGAGGUCAAGAAUCAACGAGGACGGAAACCUCUCUGCCAAGCCGCUUGCGCCCAGCAAUCAGCCUGUAGUCACUCUGGCAGCGCUACAGCGUGUGUCGCUGAGGAAAACAUCGCACGUCGUCAAGAGUCACGGUGACUGCGUUGAAGAUGACGUGAGUCGGAAGGAGAAUGAGAACUCUGGUGACGGUACCAUGGUCGACAUCCGCAAAGUUCUCAAACGAACAACCCUACAAAGGAGUCCUGGAGGUACUCCCAUGACAAGCAAGAGGACCAGAUGUUAGUCCGGACAGGGGUACAAGGGAACAAAUGCUUCAUUGUCAUAGAUUUCUGACCCAAGCCUAAUGGAGCAUCCCAGCCUUUAUAGACUGGACGAAACGGACAACUGGACUCCCAACUGGCCGUACCGAUGACGCACAGAGGUAUUGCUUACCUGUCUGCUGGACGUACAAACGACACAGAGACAUCGCUUACCGGUCUACUGGCAGUAGGAGUUAUACAGAGACACCUAUCAGCUGUCUGCUGGCAGUAGGAGUGAUACAGAGACAUGGCUUACUGGUCUACGGGCAGUAGAAGUUAUACAGAGACAUUGCUUACUGGUCUACUGGCAGUAGGAGUGAUACAGAGACAUCGCUUACCGGUCUACUGGCAGUAGGAGUGAUACAGAGACAUCUAUCAGUCUGCUGGCAGUAGGAGUGAUGAUACAGAGACAUCUGUUAGCUGUCUGCUGGCAGAAAAAGUGAUUCUAAGACAUCUAUUAUUAGCUGUCUACUGGCAGUAAGUGUGAUGCAACAGGGAUAGUUAUGAGCUGUGUACUGCCAGUAGGAGCUAUACAGAGACAUCUAUUAGCUGUCUGCUGGAAAUAAGAGUGAUACAGAGACAUCUAGUAGCUGUCUGCUGGAAAUAAGAGUGAUACAGAGACAUGUAUUAGCUGUCUGCUGGCAGAAGUGAUUCAAAGACAUCUAUUACAUAGCUGUCUACUGGCUUAGGAGUAAUUCAAAGACAACUAUUAGCUGUCUACUGGCUUUAGGAGUGAUACAGAGAUAUCAUUUACAGGUCUACUGGCUGUAGAAGUGACACAGAGAGGCAUCAUUCACAGGUCUACUGAACGUACAAGCGACACACAGAGAAUCAUAUUCCGUCUUGGUCUAGAACUAGGUUUCCGUGUUGAUUCACUUCUUUCCAAUGGAUGUUGGUCUGGGCAUCUGUGGAUGUGGGCGUUUUUGUAGAUGAUAUUGAUACCCUUCUCUGAGCAGAAGGCUGGAGGUUGCCACUUCCGGGUCCCACAUUUUGUCUUUCAUUCUGUGUUUUGUUAUGUUUAUUUAUUUUGUCUUUCCCUUGCCAUAAAUUAUGAUUAUUUAUUGUGCCAAUGUGUUUUUCUUUGCUUUAAUUAAUAAAUUUCAUGUGUAUUUGAA
Aplysia californica (California sea hare) is the source of this 2040-nucleotide messenger RNA. RefSeq names its product proline-rich protein 11. Lineage: Eukaryota; Metazoa; Mollusca; Gastropoda; Aplysiida; Aplysiidae. The record is from RefSeq and is a predicted model, not a curated record.